AUGGGCUAUGGAGGCGGUGCAAGUGGUGUUUUUGCAGGCUCCGGACCGCUGCUUCUGCAGGCUGGUGGUGCGGGUUUCUUCGGUCUCAUCAAUCCUUGGCUAGCGGGCAUUCUUGUCUGUCUCCUGCCCCUCAUCUCUGCCCUCAUUUGGGCCUGUUGGCGCUGCAAACCCGGUUGCUGUCCCUGCUGCGUUGGUGGUGCAGGGGGCAAGGCGGCUGGCGGUAAGUUCCACGACACCAUGGACCGCAUUUCUGCUGGACUUUGGGCGGCUCCACCAGCUGACAAAGACCUCCUCGUUGCAAAAUUGCUUGUCAUGGUCUCGACGCACGAUAUUUCAAACAAUGAGGGGUGGACUGAAGAUCUAAGAGUGAAUUUUGCCUCGCAAAGUCAUCUACUCCCUAUUGAUGCGGAGCGUUGGAUGCUGACAAGUUCUUGA
This is a messenger RNA of Hydatigera taeniaeformis, 435 nucleotides long. The record is from the annotation of a GenBank genome assembly. NCBI's taxonomy places the organism in Eukaryota, Metazoa, Platyhelminthes, Cestoda, Cyclophyllidea, Taeniidae.